AUGGAAGAUAAAAUAGAAAAUGGAGGGAAGAAAUUUGAUAAAAAGCUGAAAGAAUUAAAACAGGAAAUGGAUAGGAUAAAAGAAGAUAUUAAGAAAAAGGAAGAAGAAGGAAACCAGGCUCGGGCAAUGUCAAAGGGUCACCCUGGGGAAAAGAUUGAGAAGAAAGAGGUGGUAGAGUUUUUCCAAACGGAGUUAGAAGUAGGAAAAGACGAAGAAGAUAUUGACGAAGUUAGGGAGCUAGGAUCAGAGAAGAAAAUAGUAUGGGUGAGGAUGAAGAACUGGGAAAAGAAAAAAGAGGUCAUGGUUAAUAAGGCUAAGUUAAAAGGCAAAAACAUAUUUAUAGAGGACGAUAGAACGAAAACAGAGCGAGAGGAGCAAAAAAAGCUGCAAAGAUGCGCCUGGGCGGCCAAAAAGAAGGAAAAAAGAAUGUGA
Molecule: messenger RNA, 432 nt
Organism: Cotesia congregata
Lineage: Eukaryota; Metazoa; Arthropoda; Insecta; Hymenoptera; Braconidae
Source: the annotation of a GenBank genome assembly